AUGGCGUCCGACAGUGCCGCCAGUCGCUCGCAGCAGCUCGCCGUGUUUUCCUCAUCCGCGGAAGCCGCCGCAGUGGACAUUGCGCCUCCCGCCUCCGGGCUUGCCUCGUCACCUCCCGCCGCCAUUGUCGUCGCGGCGCCAACUGCCGCUCAACCGCCGCUAUCCGAAAUACAGGUGCCGGAGGAGGACGAGCGGCUCGAGCCGUGGCUAACGCACGUGUCCGUGCUCGUGCAUCUCGCCACCUUCGCCAUCAUCGGGGUGCUGAUACGGUACGGGCUGGAGGUGCUGUUUGGGCCCGAGAUGGCGCACGUGACGGACGACGAGCAGACGGUCUUCAUCGACCUGCCCGCUAACAUCGCGGGCAGUUUCAUAAUGGGAGUGGUGGGCGUGGCGGCGAAGCGGCACAUAGCGGCGUAUUCGGAGCACCUGGCGAUCGGGCUGGCGACGGGGCUGUGCGGGUGCAUCACCACCUUCGCGUCGUGGAACCAGCGCAUGCUCGCCAUCCUCGCGCAGGGCCUCUGGGUGCGCGCGCUCGCCGGCUACAUCGUCGGAGCGGCGCUGCCGUUCGUGUCGCUGAUGGCGGGGAUCGACUUGGCGGACGGCAUCAAGUGGCAGAUCAAGCGCGCCAACGACCGCCGCACUGCGCGCGGCAAGCCGCCCCUGCGUGCACCACGUGCGGACCACUUUGACCGGCGGUGGGCGUCCCUCCUCCUGUUCUUCUGCCUCUCCGUCUUUCUCGUCACGGCCGCCGCCAUCGGCACCGCGCUCGACGACUGGUCGUCCAAGACGAGGCGCCUGUGGUAUGCGUGUGUGGUGGCGGCGCCGGGUGCGUGGCUGCGCUGGUACCUGUCGUGGUUGAAUGGCGGGGCGGUGGGCAAGGGGCGGUGGUGGCAGUGGGUGCCCGUGGGCACCGUGGCUGCCAAUGUCAGUGCGUCCGUGCUCGAGGCUGCUCUAUCCACCGUCGUGCUCGCUUACAACAGCGACGUGAGUGUGCUGGCAGUGGGUGCCCUACAGCUGGGGUUUCUGGGGUCACUGAGCACCGUGUCAACGCUCAUGGUGGAGGUGCUUGCGCUGCACAAGGCCAAGACCGGCCGCUGCUGGCGCCCCUACUUCUACCUCUACUGCAUCACCAUCCUCCCCUCCUUCCUCAGCGGCGUGCUCGUCUACUGCGUGCCUGUGUGGGCCCUCAACUACACUUCCAAAUACAACCAUUUGUAA
Molecule: messenger RNA, 1218 nt
Organism: Closterium sp. Yama58-4
Lineage: Eukaryota; Viridiplantae; Streptophyta; Zygnematophyceae; Desmidiales; Closteriaceae
Source: the annotation of a GenBank genome assembly